GUUGUGCCUUCCUCCUCCUCCUCCUCCUCCUCCUCGGAUGAGGUUCUCUGUGAGUGCACACACCUCACCACCUUCGCUGCAGGUGUCACCCUUAUGCUUGACUCCAAUCUAUUCAAGUACAUUCUUCAACGAGAUCCCUCACUGUUCCUCUACAAGUCUGCACACCUCAUCAUCAUCGCAGCUGCAUCAUCAAUUCUCCUCAGAGUGUACGCCUCGAGGAAGCACUGUUGAUGCCACUUGA
This is a messenger RNA of Hydatigera taeniaeformis, 241 nucleotides long. The record is from the annotation of a GenBank genome assembly. Lineage: Eukaryota; Metazoa; Platyhelminthes; Cestoda; Cyclophyllidea; Taeniidae.